AUGCCUUCUACUGUCAUGGGCGACGGCACAGAUUAUCCCAGUCCAAGAAGUGAAGGACCCAGUGGACCUAGUGCUAUUCUAAUUGCUGCGCCAGAAUCGCUUUCACCCCCUACCAAAAUGACAGACUCUCUCACAAAUCUCACAAAUCUUGAUGGAACGCGCCCGCGUUUGUCGGUGCGACGUUCUCGCGACCCGCCAAAGAAUGAAAGCAACCAGAUUUAUUGCGAUCAUGCCGACUGUCAGGCUAAUCCGCCGACCUUCAGACGACCUUGUGAAUGGAAUAAACACAUGGAUAAACACGACCGACCUUAUAAAUGCAUGGAACCCGGUUGCGACAAGAUUCAAGGCUUUACAUACUCCGGCGGUCUUUUGCGACAUCAGCGCGAAGUGCACAAGAAGAAUUCCACCACGAAGAAACCCUUAAUGUGCCCAUACGCUGAUUGCAACCGCAGCACUGGCAACGGGUUUACGCGGCAAGAGAACUUGAAAGAGCAUCUCCGCCGUCGACACAUGCACUCGGAGAAUGGAAACUCGCCAGAAUUAUCGGUGCUCACCGUGGCAGACGUCGAAGGUCUCAAGUCGAGCUUUUUAGAUCCUAGUCCGGGGCUAAAGCGUAAACACGAUGGCACUGAGACGGUACUUGAUGAUGUUGUGGAUGACGGGGACAAUGUAGAUCUCCAUAAUGAGCUGAAGCGCUUGCGACGCGAGGUUGAAGAGAAGGAUCGACGCCUUGAAGAGCUUGAGAAAAUUGUUGCCGGGCUGCAGCAGUCGAUUCCCCAUCAUGGCAUACCUGUGGUUGCUACCGGCGAGGUAUAA
Molecule: messenger RNA, 816 nt
Organism: Talaromyces atroroseus
Lineage: Eukaryota; Fungi; Ascomycota; Eurotiomycetes; Eurotiales; Trichocomaceae
Exons: 2
Coding region: 1-816 (271 amino acids)
Biological process (GO): regulation of transcription by RNA polymerase II
Cellular component (GO): nucleus
Source: RefSeq, a predicted model, not a curated record